Messenger RNA from Hyaena hyaena (striped hyena), 3693 nucleotides. It is a transcript of the gene GPSM1, whose product is annotated as G protein signaling modulator 1. The transcript is spliced from 14 exons. Bases 125 to 2140 code for a protein of 671 amino acids. Gene Ontology annotation, molecular function: protein binding; GTPase regulator activity. Lineage: Eukaryota; Metazoa; Chordata; Mammalia; Carnivora; Hyaenidae. The record is from RefSeq and is a predicted model, not a curated record.
GCGGGCGGACGGACCGACAGACGGGCUGACGGUGGAAGGUGGGCGGCGGACAGCGUACGGGGACAGGCGCAGGGCGGCGCGAGCGUGGGCUGUGCGGCCCCCGGCCCUCGGCGACCCCGGCCCCAUGGCCGGCCCGGCCCCGCCCGCCGCUGACGAGCUGCCCGGCCCGGCCCGGCGCCUCUACUCCAGGAUGGAGGCCUCGUGUCUGGAGCUGGCCCUGGAGGGCGAGCGCCUCUGCAAGGCCGGGGAUUUCAAGGCGGGCGCGGCCUUCUUUGAGGCGGCAGUGCAGGUGGGCACCGAGGACCUGAAGACGCUGAGCGCCAUCUACAGCCAGCUGGGCAAUGCCUACUUCUACCUGAAGGAGUACGCCCGGGCGCUGGAGUACCACAGGCAUGACCUGCUGCUGGCCCGGACCAUCGGUGACCGCAUGGGGGAGGCCAAGGCCAGUGGGAACCUGGGCAACACACUCAAGGUCCUCGGCCGCUUCGACGAGGCUGUCGUGUGCUGCCAGCGGCACCUGGACAUCGCCCAGGAGCAGGGGGACAAGGUCGGGGAGGCCAGGGCGCUGUACAACAUUGGCAACGUGUACCACGCCAAGGGCAAGCAGCUGUCCUGGAACGCCGCGCAGGACCCCGGGCACCUGCCGCCCCACGUCCGGGAGCCUCUGCGCAGAGCCUCCGAGUUCUAUGAGAGGAAUCUGUCCCUCGUGAAGGAGCUGGGUGACCGGGCGGCCCAGGGCAGGGCCUACGGCAAUCUGGGCAACACGCACUACCUGCUGGGGAGCUUCAUGGAGGCCACGACCUUCCAUAAGGAGCGCCUGGCCAUCGCUAAGGAAUUUGGAGACAAGGCGGCCGAGAGGAGGGCAUACAGCAACCUGGGCAACGCCCACAUCUUCCUGGGGCGCUUUGAUGUGGCCGCUGAGUACUACAAGAAGACGCUGCAGCUGUCCCGGCAGCUCAAGGACCAGGCGGUGGAGGCGCAGGCCUGCUACAGCCUGGGCAACACCUACACGCUGCUUCAGGACUAUGAGCGCGCAGCCGAGUACCACCUACGGCACCUGCUUAUCGCCCAGGAGCUGGCCGACAGGGUGGGAGAGGGCCGGGCAUGCUGGAGCUUGGGGAAUGCCUACGUGUCCAUGGGGAGCCCGGCGCAGGCCCUGACUUUUGCCAAGAAGCACCUGGAGAUCUCCCAGGAGAUCGGGGACCGCAACGGGGAGCUCACAGCCCGCAUGAACGUGGCGCAGCUGCAGCUGGUGCUGGGCCGGCUGAGCAGCCCAGCGGCCACGGAGAAGCCGGACCUGGCUGGCUACGAGGCCCAGGGUGCCAGGCCCAAGAGGACGCAGAGGCUGAGUGCCGAGACCUGGGGCCUGCUCAGGCUCCCCCUGGAGCGGGAGCAGAAUGGAGACAGCCACCAGGUGGGGGAGUGGCGGGGGCCGGGCAGGGACAUGCUCCCUCUUCCCGUGAGGAGCAGGAAGUACCAGGAGGGGCUGGAGACUGCUGAGAGGCCCCGCGAGGGCGGCCACUCCCCGCUGGACAGCGCGGACGUCCGGGUGCAGGUGCCUCGCACGAGCGUCCCUCGGGCCCCGUCCUCUGACGAGGAGUGCUUCUUCGACCUGCUGAGCAAGUUCCAGAGCAGUCGCAUGGACGACCAGCGCUGUCCCCUGGAGGAGGGUCAGCCUGGCGCUGCCGAGGCCACCGCCGCCCCCAGCCUGGAGGACAGGGUCGCCCGGCCCUCGCUGACGGCCUCCCCGCAGACAGAGGAGUUCUUCGACCUCAUCGCCAGCUCGCAGAGCCGCCGGCUGGACGACCAGCGCGCCAGCGUGGGCAGCCUGCCCGGCCUGCGCAUCACCCACAACAACCUGGGCCACCUGCGUGCUGACGGGGACCCACAGGAGCCCGGGGACGAGUUCUUCAACAUGCUCGUCAAGUGCCAGUCCUCUAGGAUCGACGACCAGCGCUGCCCGCCUCCUGACGUGCUGCCCCGCGGCCCCACCAUGCCUGACGAGGACUUCUUCAGCCUCAUCCAGAGGGUGCAGGCCAAGCGGAUGGACGAGCAGCGGGUGGACCUCGCCGGGAGCCCGGAGCAGGAGGCGGGUGGGAGACCCGAGCUGCCGCAGCAGUGCCAGCCUGGCACCAGCUAAGGCCUCACCCCUGUGGCCAGGCUGGCCCCACCCCCGCUCCUAGCCUCCGGGCGGGGGAGGGGGACAGGGGCAAGGCUCACAGUCAUCUGUCCAGAAGCCCCUUCCUCUGCAGGCCGUGGCUGAGCACAGGCUCAGAGUCCUCCGGCCCUUUCCACUGUGGCAGAUGCUGGGCUCGCAGCCCCCACAUCGGCCCCUCCCAGGGUGGCGGCCUCAGGCUAGGGCUGCCCUGGCGGGUGGGUGUGCUCCUGUCCCAGAGCAGCGCCCGGGUGGUACACGGCCUCCUGCGGGGCUGCCCGCCCUCUCCCCGCCCCAGGCCCGUCCUCUCCCCGCCCGCCCUCUCCCUGCCCCAGGCCGGCCCUCUCCCCGCCUGCCUUCUCCCUGCCCCAGGCCUGAUCCUCUCCCUGCCCCAGGCCUGCUCUGCAGUUUGUUGGGUCCAAACCCUCCCUGGCCUCCCCCCGCCCUGCCCAGCUCCGUACUGCCUGGCAAAUGUGAAGACCCUGUUGCCUCCCUUCGGCCCCCAAGGCCGUCCUGGAGUCUCUUCUAUGGGGCCCACCGGUGACAUGGACGUUUCUGUCCUCCCAGGGGUGGCCCCAGGGAUGACGGGGCAGACGUGUUUGCCCCCCGUCUCAGCCUCUCGGCCACAGGGAGGGUCCCCUCCUGGCCCAUCGGCCCUCGCACUUCCCUUGGGCUGGAGGAGGUGCUAGGUGGUUUCCGAAAGCCUGGAGCCUGAUGAGGGCUUGGAGGAGGGCCAGGUGCCCCCACGCAGAGCCGCUGGGCCCUGAUAUUUCAGCCCCCCCCCCCCAGCAGGCACCCAGUCCUGGGCAGGCAGGGGAGUGGGUGGGUGGGGAUGGGCUGUGACACCCCUCAUCUCCAAGCUCCGAAGCCUGGGACAGAGCGGGCCUGGUUCUGGAAUGCCAGCCGUGGCGAGGUCGGGACCUGGACCACAGCAAGGCGGAGGGCCCGCAGCGAAAGCUGGGGGUGCAGAUCGGCCCGACCCUGGGCGCCCGGAUGAACACCCAGCCCGCACUGCGCCCUAAGCUGGGAAGAUGACACCACUGCCUUCUCUGGGGCGGGUCCGGCCCCACAUACCCAGGCCCGGCCACGGGACUGUGUAGGAGACAGGUCCCGCAGAGGGGUGUGGCCGUCGCUCUGGUGCAGGCCCCCGCCCGGGCUCACCGCCAGCCCCUCUGGAGAGCCCCUGGCUCCUCACCACAGCCCCGUGGCCCAAGGGUGCGAGGUGGCCGUGUCCGCCUCAGCCGAUGCCCCAGCUGGGCUCCUCCGUCUUUCUCCGAGGCCCUCCCGGCACGGGGAGGCCACCCCGCAAUACGGCCUGGGGGCCCUGGGCUCUGUGCAACGAUGCUCUGAAGGGUGUGGGUGGGAGCCCGGGUCGGGGGUCCGAUGCCGGAACACGGGCCCCUCGGGCCCCCACAUACUUGAAUGUACAAGCGUAUUUAUCGCUCACACGUGUUUGCCCUGUCGUCAGUGGGUCCUUUCCAGCCCAAGAGGUACAUUGUUUUUUGUUUUUCCCAAAAAUAUAAAGUCUGCCAAGUGAA